GUAGCAAUUCACCAGAUACUUUAAUCGUUUGUUGCACACAUCAUGGCACUUCAUGUAGCAAACAAGAUGUUGCCUGUUAUAUCACAUCCAUUGUCAAGACUGGGAAGCAGAGAAAGUCUUUCUGUAUUUGGAUCAGGAAAUUUUCGCGACGGAUCACAAUCUGCUGAUCCUGCUCUCAAUCGGAAUAUAAACGGAGAUGUAGAGCAAGCCAGAAAUAUUUUAAAUCGGUGCAACACUUCACAGGACUCCAGGCGAGCAACAACAGAGGAGGUUCUCUUUCACUUAAAAGAAAAAUUCCAUCCCGCCACACUGCCUUCAGUACGGAAACUAUUUCGAGCCAACGACCCAAAAGGAGAAGGACGAGUCCCAAAGGAAGCUUUUUCCCGAGUUCUUUGGCAGCUUUACGGAUAUUUAACAACAAGACAAAUACAGAACGUUUUGAAAAGACUUGACCUGGAUAAGCAAGACUGCAUUUCUUUUGAUGAUUUUCACACACAAUUACGAAGUUUCGGUUCUGGUGGCGAACCUGUAAAGUCGGUUUCGAAUUGGGUAAAAGCAGUUAACUCUCUAUCAGCAAAUCAUGCAAGGUCACUGCCAGCAACAAAUGAAAGGGCCUCACUGCCACCUUCAACAUCUCGAUCUGUUCGAUCUGCCCGGGGUUCGAGACCAGACAUCAGCGACUCUGCCACAACUUGCUGGAACACACUGCGUGAAAAAGUUCAAAAAGAGGAUUUCGAUCCAGAACACGUAUUUCCUUCAGUAUGCUUAGGAGAAGGAGCCUUCGUCGUACCAGCUCAAUUUCACGAGUGUCUGAGAAGAUUGAAAAUAGCUGCGACCGAUGAUGACGUUGCUAAAAUAUAUAGAAGAAUGGACGGAGCUAGUCCUUAUGCUGUUCAUACAAAACGACUUUUUGAACUGCUUGGCCUCGAUCCGGAUACUGGAAGAUAUAUGAAAGUAAAACCUCAGUCAAGACAUGCCCAGAUAACUCCCCCGAAGACCCCGUCCACGGGAAGCAGAACAAGCGACAGAGAACCAGAUCUGAAAAGACCACGCACAUCUCAUGGUGCAAAGGAAUACGAAGAAAGGCCGAUUUCGGUUGCUCGACCCAGAACUUCUUUAGACAGAAGUAGAAUUUAUGACGGAGAUAUCUUGCAGCUCAUCAGUAAAAAGCUGGAAGAAGGACAAUCGCAACUACAAAGGGCUUUACAAGCACGAGAUUGUCAUGAAAAGGGAGAACUCACCAAAGCUGAUCUUCGCUUUGCUCUUGCGGAACUAGGUUUGCCGAUCAAGGCGACAGAUCUUGAGCAUUUCUUAGUGAGAAAUGGAUUAAGAAGAAAGGAUCAACGAGUCAAUUACAAAUUGUUGAUGCGCCGUUUGCAAACCCGGUCGAAUCGAGGCCUUUUGCAUAAGGUUAUGAGAAAUCUUGAUCACACAUUCCACAGAGGUGUUCCAAACGUAUCACCAGGUGGCGUAAGUGCUCCAGUGUUGGAAGCCAUAUUGCUUGACUCAUUUCAACAUGAGUUUUUAGAGUUGUUGGCGGUAAUGAAACAUCGCGAUUCAGAAGGAACCGGUAUCCUAUCUUUGACUGAUUUCCGUACAGCUUUACAAUCACGAUUCAGCGUAAUAUUCACUGAAGAGGCAUGGGAAGUAUUCGUAGCUUCACCCUUCAUAAAACUUGUACCGCCACCUCCUGGAUCUCACGGCAAAGACGGAUUUAUAGCAUACAACGAUUUUCUAGCAAAGUUUGACGUAAUGUUGAGGCCAGAGACUGCAGAUGAGGACGAUCCCUGGUUAAAGCAAAACGUUGAGAAUGAAUACAGUCAUCUACUGGAGCACAAGAGAAAAUAUUUGAUAGGAAUGGCUGCAGAUCCCGGUGACCAUACUCUCAGACAUGAUCCCAGACCGUUGAACGAGUUAGAAAAAGUGCUGGUCGAUGUAUUUUUGAAUAAAUUCCAAACAAUGAAAAAAGAAUACGACUUGAUUGUACGCGAAGAUUUCUGCAGAAUCGAUAAAGAAAAGUUUGACUACAUCAUGUUCAGGUGCGGGUUCAUUCUUACUGCCAGCGAAUUAUCGAGACUGUGGUUGAGUUUACCCAUUACACGACCCAUCGAAUCCAUGUCGUUUCCGGGAUUGCUUCGCCACGUGAUCAAGCUGCAUUACACCGCAUCAAAACAUGGUCGAUUUUCUAUGCAAACCAGCGACUUUAUCGUUGUAAGCUAUAUACUUGACAAAAUGCGACAAGAAGUAGCAGCUCAUUGGUCAAUAUUGAAGAAGAAACUGAGAUUUUUGGACCCAAUGGGAACAUCAAGAAUUCCUAAGGAGGACAUGCUUCAACUUGUACGUGGACUGCGUCCCAACAUUAUUGAUUUGGAGUUACAUUAUAUGGUUGAGAUGUUGGAAUCCAGAAUACCAGGGAAGACAAAUUAUUUCAAAUUCAUGGAAUUUUUCACAAAACCAGCAUCACGACAAUCCAGUCGACAAAGUACAGUAUCUAAGAGCACUCCAGAGCCAGUUCUAUCUGAUACAACCUCUGUGAUCGCUCUCCGACCAGGCCCACCACCUGUGCCAACGCGACAACAUAAUUUCGUCUACAAACGAAAACCACGCCCUCCGUUUGUCAGCUUACGUAAUGCUCCGACUGUGCCGGUAUUCAAACGUAUUACACGUCACGAACUAGAAGUCAGAGGACCGAAACCUUACCCUCAUCGUUACGACGAUGAAAACGCAUUUCGAGCUGGUUUUGCAGGAAAAGAAAAUGAUCAACACUUGAGUAUAGAUGAAGCAAGUAAAAUUUACAGAGCUAAUGUAGCUUCUCUAGUACGUCACCCACCAUCCAUCAAUUCCAGCGUACCGUCUUCAGCCCCUCCGACCUUUGCACGAGUGCCACCUAAGCAGAUUCCUUCUCUUCGUCGUUCAUUGAGAAAGGCUGACUUCUCGGACCGUGGAAAACUGCCGGUUAAUACCUUCAGAAAAGUUUUGCAAGAAUACGGUGUAACUUUCCGUGAUCCAAACGAUCUUUACCAUUUUCUACGUCACUAUGACACAAAAUUAAGCGACCAAGUGUCGUAUGAAAGAUUCUUACAAAACAUAGCAAAUGUAGCAUAAUGCAUUCAACUUUUACUGUGCUUAGUAUUGAGGUUUUUACUGGAAAUAAUUGUGAUAUUUUAGCAUUUUAUUGUACCAUAACUUUUCGCCGCCAAAGAGAUAUGUUUUAGAGGCAGAAUAUGAAAUCUCUCUUCUAUUAGGGUAUUGUCAUCAAAGCAGGUAGUGGUUGUAAAUCUUCCUUGCCGUCUGAAAAUGGUUCAAGAGAGAUUUAAGAAAGCCUUGUGAUUUCGAAAAAUAUAUCGUGAAAUGAUUUUGUAGUUUAUAUUUAAAUUUAACAAUGUGAUAUGCCAGGUUUUGGACAUAGGAAAUGGUUAGUUGAAUAGAUUUAAACUAGUGUAUAUUUACGUGUUUUAUUCGAUAUGUAUAAUAUUUUACUCCACUUUGCCAAUGAGAUUUGAAACAGCACAGAUUUCGCAUUUCUUUAUUUUCUUUGUCGUAAGGGUAGAUCGAUAUUAAAUGUAAUUAACAGUCCGGAGACAACAAUAUCUUAGUUAGUGAUAUUCGAGGCUAUCAAGCACUCACUGAAUUUAAUAAAUUUUGCUUGCAAAAAUUAGGUUUUUAGUUUUAUCCUGUGUUCGUGUUUCAUAACAUAUUCCAAAUCUAAGUUUGGUACUUCUGAAUUAUGCGCACCAAGAUGUCGCAUAACCUGAAUCCUAACCUGGUACACAACCUGAGUUCAGGUUGUGCGCCAUCUUGAUGCGCGUACUUCAGGAGGUCUCUAAGUUUUUAUUAUCGCUAAUAUAAUUUCACCAAAAAAUGGAGUGAGCCAAGAUAUUGCGCAGAUUAAAUUUAAAAAAAGAAAAAGUAUAAUACAUCAGGUAUCAAUUUUAUUUAUAUGUUCUUUAUAUAAAUUUUCACUUUAUAAUUAUUAGAUUGGAAUCUCGCAAUUACCUAUUUAGGAUUGUUAAUUACUUAAACACCACUGCAAAGUCUUUCAUGUCUUGAAAAGCUACGCCUAUUUUUUUUUUUAUAAAUGAACUACGAUAUACCGGACGCUCGCGGGUGAUUGGCGGAUUCCUAAUAACAUAAUGACGCUGAUUCGGCUAGAUUAUCAGUAAUGUACAUUUUGGCAUUAGUUAAUUAUCAGUCUAGGCUAAUAUUGUCGCCGCCCUUUCGCCUGGUUGUCUGCGCUAUUUUUUUCUCUCAUUCUGACAAAUCUAUUGUUUGUACUUUAACUUGGGUUCAACCUUAAUGAAAAAGGUUAUCUAUGACAUAUAUCUCCUGGGAAAUUAGUAACGUUAGCGUAAAACUACUUUGGCACUUCUCACUUGUCAAAAAACACUGUGAUAUUGUGUUGUUCGCAAGAGCAUGUAAUUUUCAUUUUCGAGAAUGCAUGAUUAACUCACUAUUUUAUAUGUAAAUAUGAAUAUACACGAAAUAUUCAUGAAUUUGAGUACUUUUUAUCCGUGGCAGAAAGUGCACUUCUUUUUUAUGUCGACAUUUGGUGCUCGACAAGUUUUUUGUCCGAUCUGUGACAAUUCAAGUAUGAGCCAAAAUUGGUCACAAAUAAAGAUUUAGCUUGAUUAGACGAUUCGAGCCAGGUAUGAGCCAAAAUUGGUCAUAAAAUAAAGAUUUAGCCUGACUAGAGCUAAUUUAAUAUGUUUUGUGAAUGUCUUAUAGACAUGGUCUAUGACCUGGUACGAAUGAAAUGACCUUACGCAUAAACCCUGAUCUCAAGACUUAAAUUUAACUCCAAAGUCCGGUUUUAUCGCUUGACUUGAUACUUCACAUAUAAAUAGGGUUACCAUAUUUUUUUGAUUUCGAAGCGGGACUCCUCCAAAGACACGACCCCUUAGCUGUAAUCCUGUAACUUUACAGUUUCCGA
Messenger RNA from Styela clava, 4930 nucleotides. RefSeq names its product EF-hand calcium-binding domain-containing protein 6-like. Lineage: Eukaryota; Metazoa; Chordata; Ascidiacea; Stolidobranchia; Styelidae. The record is from RefSeq and is a predicted model, not a curated record. Gene Ontology annotation, molecular function: calcium ion binding.